AGAAAAUAAACAUGGCGUCUAAUUCAUUAUUGUGAAUGUGUCAGUGUCGUCAAGAAUAAUUGCUUCUUUGUUUAUUUUAUUUUUUAUUUUGUUUCUUAUUUAUAUCUUAUUCGUUCGUAUUUAUUUGUUGAGACUUAUGUUUUGAGUGCUAAUCAUUUCAUUUCUAAUAUGGGUACGAGCACCAUGGGCAGCGAUCUUCAUUCCGACAAGCAGGACAAGCUCCUGAAGCUGCAAGCCAGGAAGAAAGAGCUGGAACAGAUGCUCUCUUCCAAGAACGAGGAGCUGUACAAGCUGUGCGUGCAGGAAGUGCAGCUGACCGGAGUCAUGCCGCCCGAAGCGCCCCUGAGCCCCGACGCGCCGCGCACGCGCCUGCCCAGCGUGCGCAGCGACGGCGCCGACGAGCGGGACGGCGCCGACGGCUCGGCCCGGCGCCUGCGUGCGCCCGACGCCGAGCCGGGCUCGCGCCGCCACCCGGGCCACCGCCUGUCUACGCCCGCCGCCGCGGGCACCCGGGUGCUGCGCCGCCCCGACACCAGCUGCUCAAACUUCUUCCCGUCGCCGCCGCACGAGCGCAGCGCCGACACCUUCUCUAUGCACGCUUCGCACACCUACCCCGCGCUGGCCCCGCUGCCGCCAGAGGGCGCGCGCGAGUCCCCGCACCGCCCCCACGCGCUCACCGAGUACUCUAACAAGAUCUACUAUAACUCCCCCACCGAGCCCUACGGCGCUACCCGCCUCCGCGAGACACACUUCAGCUCCAGCCACCCCGACAUCACCGCGCACUAUGCGCACGGCCCCGCACCGCCGCCCGCGCCGCCGUCCGGUGCCGCGCGCCACACGCCCCUUCUUUACCAGUACGCGUCGCACUUGAAGGCCCAAAGCCAGCACCUGGGCGGGUUGAACCACCACCAUCAGAUGCAAGUGCACUCCAAGCGCAGAACGGAUGGUGUUCGUAGGAACACACUGCAGCGCACUCAGACUUACCACCUCACCUCCCACAGCGAGUACAGCCAGCACCUGGACAAUAUCCUGCCGCACUACCAGCACCGGUCGCAGCCCGACAUACAGGAGCAGCCCCCGGAGCGCCGGCUCGUGGAGAGGAGCAUCCCCGUGCCGAACACGCUGCCACUGCGCGAGCGCGCCUCGCGACUCCCGCUGCACAUGCAGCUACAGGUGUCUACGGACGAGCUCGCGGACGAGCGCCGCGCGCCUCACGAAGCGCUCAGCCCUCUCAGCCACUUGUCUGGCUACUCCCAGAGCAACUAUGACUCGGUGAGCAUGAGCAAGUUUUCUCCAUUAUCGCAAAUGGAUGGCAAGGUAAAGGAGAAGCAUUGGUAUGAGACGUCGCUGGACUCUCCCAGCAGGAGUGAGGGGCCUGCGCUGAGAAAGAGUGCCAGCUUGAAGCGCACACCCAGCAUAGGUAACUCUCAAACAUAUGAAAUAAUGAUCUCUUCGGGACGUCACUCGGCCCUGCAGAGCCCUGGUGCCGCGCACAGCCCGCCCGUGCUGUCGCCCGGUGCUGUUUCGCUGGAGUCGCCCCAGAAUAUGACUGUCAUAGAGCAGGGUAAGUGUAUCCCAUACCGAGAGGAGACUAAGCCAUUUGAGAUGUCAGACUUCUAUAAAUACUCCACUAAGUUCCGGCAGGCCAAUGCUCCCAAGCCAGUGGCAGCCCUGUCCGCUCACCACUCUAACACUGUGUACAACAAAAUGCCCCUAGAGUUGCCCCCGUUCAACCACGACCAGUGGCAUGGAUACAGUAACUGAAAUCAAAAUAAUUUUCUUUUUUACAUAAUAUACACAACCUCUCCUUACCAAUAAAAUAAUGGUAAAUUGCAGUUAAGCACAUCAUAGAAAGGUUAAAAUAAUGCAAGUGACCUGGCUUGGCUUAAACAAUUGCCUGCUUUUUAUUGGCAAUAUUAUUUCUUUGAAGUUUUCCUUAGUCCUAAUUAGUAUUUAAAAGAAAAGAUGGCAGGAUCUCUACAAUAUUCUAUUAUGUAUAUUUUAGUUUGAUUUGAGUUCCUUGUGUGGGACAGUAGACAAACUAUGGGAAACCAUAUACCUAAAUAUGUAUUAAAAUAAUAUAAUUAGUACAGUGUAAGUAUGUACAAUACUUAGACUGUACUAAUUAUAUAUAACACAAUCAGGGCCAUAUUAAAAUAUUUAUAAAGAUGGUAAUUUAUAAAA
This is a messenger RNA of Pararge aegeria (speckled wood butterfly), 2184 nucleotides long. RefSeq names its product FERM domain-containing protein 4A (gene sstn). Gene Ontology annotation, biological process: establishment of epithelial cell polarity. The record is from RefSeq and is a predicted model, not a curated record. The coding region runs from base 169 to 1764 and encodes 531 amino acids. NCBI's taxonomy places the organism in Eukaryota, Metazoa, Arthropoda, Insecta, Lepidoptera, Nymphalidae. The transcript has a single exon.